Messenger RNA from Pundamilia nyererei, 1166 nucleotides. RefSeq names its product gastrula zinc finger protein XlCGF8.2DB-like. Gene Ontology annotation, cellular component: nucleus. Gene Ontology annotation, biological process: regulation of gene expression. The record is from RefSeq and is a predicted model, not a curated record. Lineage: Eukaryota; Metazoa; Chordata; Actinopteri; Cichliformes; Cichlidae. The transcript is spliced from 2 exons. Bases 34 to 1137 code for a protein of 367 amino acids.
UUUAGUGGACUUGAUUAUGCGCUCGGUUAGCAGAUGGAUCCAGAAAGUCCUCCAAAGUCCGGUUCUGUGGACAGAGCUGAGCUGGACCGACACUGUCAACCACCGGACGUUGACUUAAAGACGGAACUGGAGCCGAGAAACGAAGGUUUACCUCUGGGUGUCCAAAAAGUGGUCAUUGGUGAAAAAGAGGAGCAGGAGUGGAGCUCCAGUGUGGACCGGGAGGACCCAGACAUUAAAGACGAACAGGAGGAGGUUGUCAUCGCCCAGCUCACUUCCAGCCCUGCCCCUGUGAAGAGUGAGGAGGGUGAAGAGAAACCUGAAUCCUCACAGCUUUAUCACAGACGGACUGAGGAGGUCAGUGACUCUGUGGGAAGACCAGAGCCUGAUCCAGAUCUACAGCCUGACAGGAAAACUUCAGGCUCUUCAGACACAGACGUCAGUGAUUCUGAUGAGUGUGAGCAGAGCCGUGAACCUGCAGCGCCUCGGGCAUCAGGUGAUGCUGAUGAGAAACCAUUCAGCUGCUCUGUCUGUGGGAGAAACUUUGGUCACAGCAGAAAUCUGAGCAGACACCUGAGAACCCACACAGGAGAGAAACCUGUCAGCUGCUCUCAGUGUGGAAAAAGAUUUGUGGACAGUGGAAACCUGCAGAGACACAUGGGGAUUCACACGGAAAAGAAACCGUUCAGCUGCUCUGAGUGUGGACAAAGCUUUAAAGACAAGACAACGCUAAUAAACCACCGGAGGACUCACACGGGGGAGAAACCAUUCAGCUGCAAGUUCUGCAGUAAAACAUUCACACACAGCGGGAAUCUGAAACAACACCUGUGCAUCCACACGGGAGAAAAACCCUACAGCUGCUCCAGGUGCAGCAAAACAUUCGGCCGCAACGCCGACCUCAAUUCUCACAUGUUGAUCCACACGGGACAAAAAGCUUUUAGCUGCUCCGAGUGUGGGAGAAGAUUUACUCACAGCCGGAGUCUCAAACAGCAUCUGAAGAGUCACGCUGAAGAGAAAGCCUUCAGCUCCUCGCUGUGUGGGAAAAGAUUUUAUAACGUCACACAUGUGAAAAAGCACAUGACGACUCACGUGAGAAAGUCAUUUAUCACAGGAAAGAACAUCAGCUGCUCCGCAGACUGAUGAAGCUCCGAAUCAACCAGGAGCUAAAC